CAAGCAGAGGAAUUUGCAACUUAUCCGGCUCACUUGGUCACUUUGGCGGGUGUUAUUUAACCAUACUUUGCUUAUGUGUUUGCCUUCACAUGAAUGUGUGCUGUCGUCAUCAUUCCGUCGCUGUCUGUUGUUGAGGUGGUUCGUCAAGCUUUCCAACUGACGCGAUUCAGUCGUGAACGUCGAUUCCAACACUCCGGAUCGGGUUUUUGAUCGCGAGAACUGGGCUGACAAGGUGGACGGUGUCUUGUUUCUUUUGGUGUGUGAGAGAUAAAGAGAGAGAGACUUGAUCUGCACACAUCAGUGACAUUUUCCUGGGAAACAGAAGGGCUUCUGCGGCCCAAUUCCUGGGCAGAAGAAGUGGAGAGCAACAUUCCGCUGGUCAGUCUCUAAGCAGUGCUUCUGGGCGAAUCUUAUCAGCUGAAUUGCGCGCGUGGUGAUGAAUUGGGAGGAAGUGUGAACCAAGGCGCGAGAUUCAACGAGGCUUCUGUGAAAGUGCGAGGUUUAUCAGUGGUUGCUUUUGAUAAAAAAGUUUGCAAAAAACUGCCAUAACAGACACACUCCAGAGUCUUAUCAAUAUUUUGGGCGAGUGAAAUAAAAAUAAUAAUACAUAUAAUCAAAAAAAUUCUGCAAACAAGAAGUGACUUCGCCCGGUUUUUGUGAAAGUGAAAGCAAGAGGUAAAAUUAGAAUAAGAAGUAAAGCGCCAAGUGUUCGAUAUAAUUUCAUGGAAUUCUUGAGAGAGAGUGUUUCAAAGUGUGCGUAGAGAAAGAAAAAGGAAAAUAAAGAGUGAUUCAUCGUUUGGAAUAAAUUUCGUGGGAAUCAAUUAAAAAUUCAAUCGGUCAGAGACUCAAGUGUGUGAGUUGGCUACAAUAUAAGAAAAGAAAAAAGAGGGUAUUGAGUAAUAAGUCACUCUGAGGUUGGCUUCUAUGAACCAUUUCGUAUAUGGUGAAGUCAAGACGGUGUCUUUCGCAGAAAAACACUUCACCGUUCAUGAGGUCAUUGUUCAGUGAACUCAACCUUGUGUGUCCGCCAAUUGAGUCGCCUUAACUAAUUCCUUCGGGCUCACCGUCUUGUGCAUAAGUGUUCAUCGUGAACUUCAUCCACCACAGUUUUAAAUUGAAAAACAGCCGAUACCAAAAAUAAAGUGUCGCUCGUUGUGUUGUGCUUGAGAUUGUUGUGUAUUGAAGUAAAUAGUUUGUGUAGAGCAAUAAAUCGACCGGAAAUUAUAUAGCAAAAUAAUAAAAAAAAAUCAGCAGCUUCUGUGAUAUAGAAUCACACAAACCAAAGAGAAGCGCAUAAUUUAGCAAGAAAUAAAUUCAGCGGAAUUUAUUUCCACCCACUAUUUCAAUAUAUUAGUGUCUAUCAAAAGUCGUCAAGACGUCGUGCUCACAGAGAAUCUCCUCCAAAACUCUACCAUCCACCAAACGCGUGACGAUGCGUGAGAAAAAAGGAGGAGCCCUGCAGAAGCUGAAGAAGCGACUGUCACACAGCUUCGGAAGAUUAACAAUUUCGCGAGAGGACGAGGAAUCGCAUCAGCACCACCACCACCAUCACCAUCAUCACAGGGGUGGUCAUCAGAAUCACGGUGGAAAGGUCUUCAAUGGCUACAAUUCCGACGAGUUCUUGGACAGAUUGGAGCCGAACGGCAAUAUUCCGGCCGACAAAUCUGAUCUACGAUACGGAAAACAUUGGACAGGAGUCAACGAUCAUGAGCGUGUUCAGCGACAAUUGUCCGUGUCGUCCGACAGCAAGUUGCUCGAUGACGAUAUUAGGGAAGAGACGCGGGUUAUAAUGCGACCGAAGAAGCCGCCCAGACCCAAAUCCGAAGUGUUCCUCAACAAACAGGACCCGCAUCCGAGGCGGAAACGCUUCAGUGCAUUUGGGGGUGAUUCUCCAUUUGGCAAAUCGGACGCCUACAUCAAACUGGAACAACUUGGUGAAGGUUCCUAUGCGACAGUCUACAAGGGAUUUAGCAAUUUAACCAACCAAGUGGUGGCACUGAAAGAAAUUAGACUGCAAGAGGAGGAAGGUGCUCCGUUCACGGCCAUAAGGGAGGCAUCACUGCUGAAAGAACUGAAACACUCCAACAUUGUGACACUCCACGAUAUUGUUCACACUCGUGAAACUCUGACCUUUGUGUUUGAAUAUGUGAAUACAGAUUUAUCGCAGUACAUGGAGAGACACCCCGGAGGACUGGACCAUCGGAAUGUGAGACUCUUCCUCUUCCAGUUGCUCCGCGGCCUGUCCUAUUGUCACAAGAGGCGUGUCCUGCACCGAGACGUGAAGCCGCAGAAUCUGCUGAUCAGCGGAUUGGGCGAGCUCAAAUUGGCGGACUUCGGUUUGGCCAGAGCCAAGAGCGUCCCCAGCCAUACUUACUCUAACGAAGUGGUCACACUGUGGUAUCGUCCACCCGACGUCCUCCUGGGCAGCACUGAGUACUCCACGUCGCUGGACAUGUGGGGCGUCGGCUGCAUAUUCGUGGAGAUGAUAACCGGAAUGCCGACGUUUCCGGGCAUCAGAGACACGUACGAUCAACUAGAUAAGAUAUUCAAAUUGCUGGGAACGCCCACCGAGGAGAAUUGGCACGGAGUGACUCACCUGCCGGGAUACAAGCCCAAGCUCCUAGGAUUCUACAGGGCGAGAAAGUUGGGGCACAGCUUUCCACGUCUGUACGACAUUGUGGAGGGCGAGGCAAUGGCUAGUGCAUUUUUACAAUUGAACCCCGAAGGCAGAAUAGGCGCGGAAGACGCCCUGUCUCAUCCCUAUUUUGCGCCACUUCCUCGGAAACUCUACGAACUACCAGAUGAGGCAUCAAUAUUUACCGUGGAAGGUGUUUACCUCUAUCCGGAGCCCAAUCGCCAAUACAAAUGAAAGUUAAGGCAAGUGAUAUCCUUGGAUGGGAUACGCUCUUACUGUUGACCAGAGUCACCAACAAACACACACACGCGAUAGCCUAAUUGUGGCCGUCGCACAUCGAUCUUUAUUGGGGGGGCGGAUAAUCUUAUGCUUUUCCCACAAAUGUCUCCCGAAACUUUCCCCCGUCUUUUUCCCAAAAGCCACGCCAUGAAGAGAUGUAAAAGGAGUAAUCAAAAUAUUAUGCAGAGACAGAGAAAGAGUCCAUAUUUUACGAGAAAUAACAAUUUAUAGCCACCCAUUUAAUGGUGAAAGAAGAAGAAAAUAGCAAAUAUGAGAAGGAAUUUCACUGUGACAAGAGUUUGUUCUCCUUUUUUGUCACAAAGAUCUCUCCAAGCUCUAAUUGAAAGAUGCUCAAGGGAAUCAAAUAUUGAUGCCAAUUUAAAUGUGAAGAAAGAAAGGAAAAAAAAACUCAUGAAGAGAAGAAGAAAUCUUUAAGCAAACUAUUUUUCAUUUAACAACAGAGUUUAUCUAGUAAAUAAAAUAACACAAAGAAAAGAUGAUGAAAUAAAAAAAAGUAAGAAAGAGGAAUAAAAAACAUUGUAGAAGUGCCAUGAUCGAGUGUGAGAGAUGAACAAAUCACACAAGAAAAGAACUGAAGUCAAAUUUGUAAUGAAGGAUUGAUAAAUUAUUAUCGUAAUUUUUAGUAGUUCCUUUUAUUUCUCUUUUUUCGCAAUUUUUCCCUCCCCGACAAAGCAAA
Messenger RNA from Phlebotomus argentipes, 3611 nucleotides. RefSeq names its product cyclin-dependent kinase 14 (gene Eip63E). Lineage: Eukaryota; Metazoa; Arthropoda; Insecta; Diptera; Psychodidae. The record is from RefSeq and is a predicted model, not a curated record. Gene Ontology annotation, cellular component: cytosol; cytoplasm; nucleus. The coding region runs from base 1433 to 2869 and encodes 478 amino acids. Gene Ontology annotation, biological process: protein phosphorylation. The transcript is spliced from 10 exons. Gene Ontology annotation, molecular function: cyclin binding; heme binding; ATP binding.